AUGCCCCGUGCCUUCCUGGUCAGGAGUCGGCGUCCACAGCCACCCAAUUGGGGCCGCCUGCCUGACCAGCUCCGGGGAGAUGCCUAUAUCCCAGACUGCAGCAGCCUUGGGGGGCUACAGGCACACCAGUCUUCCACCCUCAGGGACUCCUGGACAGCUAAGCCCAUGCAGGGCACCCUGGCCUCUGCUCCCAGAGGCCCAGGGACUCUUGGCUGCCCGCUCUGCCCCAAAGCCUUCCCACUGCAACGCAUGCUGACGCGGCACCUCAAGUGCCACAGCCCGGCGCGCCGCCAUGUGUGCCACUGCUGUGGCAAGGGCUUUCACGACGCCUUCGAUCUCAAGCGCCACAUGAGGACUCACACUGGAAUCCGGCCAUUCCGCUGCAGUUCUUGCGGGAAAGCAUUUACACAACGAUGCUCCCUCGAAGCUCACCUUGCUAAGGUGCACGGGCAGCCAGCCAGCUAUGGCUACCGUGAGCGCCGCGAGAAGCUGCACGUGUGUGAGGACUGUGGCUUCACCUGCUCCCGGCCUGAGGCCUACGCACAGCACCGGGCUCUGCAUCGCACCGCCUGAGACCAUGUACCAGCAUUCUCCCCAUAAGACUAAUAAAUACAGGAAGCUCGUGCACAAAUCCUGGCAUUUAUUAGGCUCGG
Carlito syrichta (Philippine tarsier) is the source of this 653-nucleotide messenger RNA. It is a transcript of the gene OVOL3, whose product is annotated as ovo like zinc finger 3. The transcript is spliced from 5 exons. Bases 1 to 573 code for a protein of 190 amino acids. Gene Ontology annotation, biological process: regulation of transcription by RNA polymerase II; epidermal cell differentiation. Gene Ontology annotation, cellular component: nucleus. Lineage: Eukaryota; Metazoa; Chordata; Mammalia; Primates; Tarsiidae. The record is from RefSeq and is a predicted model, not a curated record. Gene Ontology annotation, molecular function: RNA polymerase II cis-regulatory region sequence-specific DNA binding; DNA-binding transcription factor activity, RNA polymerase II-specific.